CGGCUCCAGGGCCCAGCAUGCGCGCGGGCCCCCGCGGCCACCAUGUACGUGGGCUAUGUGCUGGACAAGGAUUCUCCGGUCUACCCCGGCCCCGCCAGGCCUGCGAGCCUCGGCCUGGGCGCGCAAGCCUACGGCCCCCCGCCUGCGCCCCAGGGACCCCCGCAGUACCCCGACUUCACCGGCUACUCUCACGUGGAGCCUGCCCCGGCACCCUCUGCGGCCUGGAGCGCGCCCUUCUCCGCGCCCAAGGACGACUGGGCCGCCGCCUACGGCCCAGGCCCUGCGGCCCCCGCCGCCAGCCCAGCCCCGCUGGCAUUCGGGCCCCCUCCGGACUUUAGCCCGGUGCCCGCGCCCCCUGGGCCGGGCCCAAGCCUCCUAGCGCAGCCCCUCGGCGGCCCGGGCGCACCGUCGUCGCCCGGAGCGCAAAGGCGGACGCCCUACGAGUGGAUGCGGCGCAGCGUGGCGGCUGGAGGCGGCGGUGGCAGCGGGAAGACUCGGACCAAGGACAAGUACCGCGUGGUCUACACCGACCACCAGCGCCUGGAACUGGAGAAGGAGUUCCACUAUAGCCGUUACAUCACCAUCCGGCGGAAGUCAGAGCUCGCUGCCAACCUGGGGCUCACUGAGCGGCAGGUGAAGAUCUGGUUCCAGAACCGGCGGGCCAAGGAGCGCAAAGUGAAUAAGAAGCAGCAGCAGCAGCAGCCCCCACCCCCCCAGCCCCCAGCCCAUGAAGUAACCCCUGCCGCAGCUGCGCCGCCCCUGGGGGGCCUGUGCCCCAGCUCUGCCAGCCUCCUGGGAGCCGCCUCCCCAAUGCCUGUUAAGGAGGAGUAUCUGCCUUAG
Mustela erminea (ermine) is the source of this 840-nucleotide messenger RNA. It is a transcript of the gene CDX1, whose product is annotated as caudal type homeobox 1. NCBI's taxonomy places the organism in Eukaryota, Metazoa, Chordata, Mammalia, Carnivora, Mustelidae. The record is from RefSeq and is a predicted model, not a curated record. The transcript is spliced from 3 exons. Gene Ontology annotation, cellular component: nucleus. Gene Ontology annotation, molecular function: RNA polymerase II transcription regulatory region sequence-specific DNA binding; DNA-binding transcription factor activity, RNA polymerase II-specific. Gene Ontology annotation, biological process: embryo development; cell differentiation; animal organ morphogenesis. Bases 43 to 840 code for a protein of 265 amino acids.